UGACCGAUUAACCGCUUGAUUGGUUGGCCGAUUAAUCGUUUGAUUCGAAGUAUGUAUGUAUAGUAUCGAAUAUUUGACUUUUUUUCUUGUUUUACUUCUCUGCAGUCAUCUGACUGCAUCACUGACAGCUAACUGCAGCCUCUGAGAUGAAUGUCAUGCAUAAGUUUGGUUGAUUCAUCAAUUAAUCGAUCGGCCGCGGAGGUUACUGCUCUCAGUUUCCGACCUCGAUUCUCUCUCUGUCUCUCUGGCUGUGUCUCUGUCACCCUUCUGAGAUGAAGAAGCUCAGGAAGCAGACGGUGCGGACCCUCUCUUUGAUCCUGUGCAUGUUCUCCUACCUGCUGGUGGGCGCCGCCGUGUUCGACGCGCUCGAGUCGGAGUCGGAAAGCGCGCGACGGCGCGUGUCCGAGCAGCGGCGCGCGGAGCUGAAGGCGCGCUACCGCUUCACCGAUGACGACUACCGAGAGCUGGAGCGCGUGGUGCUGCGCGCGGAGCCGCAUAGGGCCGGAACGCAGUGGAAAUUCGCCGGAUCCUUUUACUUCGCCAUUACGGUCAUCACCACAAUAGGUUACGGCCAUGCAGCUCCAGGAACGGAUGCUGGGAAGAUCUUCUGCAUGUUCUACGCUAUUCUCGGGAUCCCUCUCACUCUAGUCAUGUUCCAAAGCCUGGGUGAAAGAAUGAACACAUUUGUACGCUUCCUGCUCCACCGGGGGAAAAAGUGUCUCCGUUUCCGGCUUACUAACGUGUCCAUGGAGAACAUGGUCCUCGUGGGCUUCCUGUCCUGCCUAGGGACGCUGUGUUUGGGUGCGGCGGCUUUCUCGCACUUCGAAGGCUGGACGUUCUUUCACGCCUACUACUAUUGCUUCAUCACGCUCACCACCAUCGGCUUUGGCGACUUCGUGGCUCUGCAGAAGAAAGAUGACCUCCAGGAACGGACGCCGUAUGUCGUCUUUAGCUUCGUGUACAUCCUGGUGGGCUUAACGGUGAUCGGAGCCUUUCUCAACCUCGUGGUGCUGCGGUUCCUCACCAUGAACACAGAGGAAGAACGUGAACGAGCAUCAUUAAGAAAAAAAGAACGUAACCUAGGGGCUCUGGCUGACCAGAACAGCCACAGCACUCUUUUUUUGGAAGAAGGGACGAGUUGCACUAACCUUAUCCCGUCUCCGGCGAAAGAAUGCUAUCGCCGUCCAGCUCUUCCUCGCCCUUCAAGUCCGGUUCGCCAGCGCUCACGUCUCAAUUCUCUCUGCUCUUGCUGUUAUCGCUUUGAUUUGUGCCCCAGUCUCAUUCCAUCUCGACCCGGCUGCAACAUGGAUCUGGUUUACUACAGCUCCAUUUCAUAUCGGAUCCAUGGAGGUUCCUUUACCAGGGAAAACACAGGAUUUUCAUCCCCAGGAAGCACCCUGUCUCCUGGCUACAGUUUCAGAGAACUGCCCCGCUUACGGAGGAAGUCCAUUUGAUUGUUCAGGAGCAUUAAAAGACACAAUUACAGAUUUGAAAGAUAAUUAUAUUUAUAUAUUUUUGUAGCACACACACACAAAAAAGAUAUUUCACUUAAGAGCAUAAGAUUCUCUGCGUGUCUGAAUGUUGAUAAAUAGAUCUGUGUACGUUGCAUUCGUUCAAUUUCAUAUUAAAAGCAGGAAAUGGACAAAAUA
Molecule: messenger RNA, 1649 nt
Organism: Silurus meridionalis
Lineage: Eukaryota; Metazoa; Chordata; Actinopteri; Siluriformes; Siluridae
Gene: kcnk15
Product: potassium channel, subfamily K, member 15
Exons: 2
Coding region: 273-1454 (393 amino acids)
Biological process (GO): potassium ion transmembrane transport; stabilization of membrane potential
Cellular component (GO): membrane
Molecular function (GO): potassium ion leak channel activity
Source: RefSeq, a predicted model, not a curated record